AUCGCAACACUUUGAAGAGUAUUAUAAGAGAAUCAAUCUAGUGAACAGCUGGUGAUUGAAACCGUAUUCAAUUCAAUUGGGUUGUGAAGUUCUGAUGUUAGGUCAUUAAAAAGUGAAACCCGAAGGCUGUAACACGUUUUAUCGUUGCCAAUUCAGUAUUCGCUACCGCAGCAGUUAAAGCGACCAUGAAGGAGACGUCGAUCGUGUCUAAUUGAUAUUUCUAUCAUCAACUCGAGAGUCGUUAUUUUUUGCAGUUAAUACUGCGAAAGUGAAGUCUUGUGCCGAAAAACUUGUUUUAAGUGUUUUUUUUUCGAGCAGCUUAUUGCUUGUUGUUGAUCCGUAGAUUUAAUAUCGUGGUAGCACGCUUCGAGAAAGCCGAAUCUAAAAUUAGUUUUCAGACGUCUCCAAACGAUUAUUGACCCUUCAGCGGCAAUGGCCAACUCGAACAAUGAGAGCGAAUCUUCCGCCCAGAAAGCAAAGCCCCAGGAUGAGAAACCCCUCCGAGCCAGCAUGGAGAGCCUUAGCUCCGGCCCCGAGCUGGAUCCGAACCGAUUGACACGGAAGGCAGCCUUUAUGCAGAUCACGAUGGCCAUCGUGGCCAACAUCACCAUAAUCUCGUCGGGAAUGGGUCUUGGAUUUCCGUCCAUCGCCAUGAUUGAGCUCACCAACUCAACGACCUCGGUUACCCUCUCGGAAAGUGAGGCCUCCUGGUUCGCUUCAGUUACGUCCAUCAUGUGCCCAUUCGGUGGCCUAUUGGCGGGCUUCUUGCUGGACAAAGUCGGUCGUAAGAAAACACUCUACUUCAUCAAUGUCAUAUCCAUCAUCUCCUGGGCUAUAAUGGCACUGGCAAGUACGACGGACUCGGUGCUACUGUUUGUACAGCUGAUGGUUGCCCGAGUUAUUAUCGGAAUUGCCAUUGGCCUUUCUAGUUCGCCAGCUUCGGUUUAUGCUGCGGAAAUAUCCCACCCCAAUUUACGAGGUCGACUCACGCUUCUGACGGCUCUAUGCACCGGCGUCGGUAUGCUGUUCAUUUACACGUUAGGAUAUAUUUUCAAGGAUAAUUGGCGUUUAGUGUGCAUCAUCUGUGGUGUCUUCACUCUUGUUUCGUUGCUGUCCGUCAUCCCGAUACCGGAGUCACCCAGUUGGUUGGUUGCUAAGAACAAACUUCCCAAGGCCGAGAAGUCACUGAAAAAGGUUCGCGCUAUUAAGGAAAAUGAAAAUCCACAAAUUCAUCGAGAACUGGACAUCCUGGCAGAUAACAUCGCUCGUUUCCGGGCGAAUCAGACGAGCAAAUCGAAAUGGGUUAUGCUGCAGCGGCCGGAAGUGUACAAACCGCUCACCAUCAUGUGUACAUUUUUCUUCUUUCAACAAUUCACCGGUAUUUUCGUUAUUAUCGUAUACGCGGCGCGAUUUUCCAUUGAGGCCGGUGUUCACAUUGAUCCGUUCCUGAGUGCAGUAUUUGUUGGUCUUACGCGUGUUGUUACGACCAUUUUGAUGAGUUUCAUAUCCGACCACUACGGCAGACGUCCACCAGCGUUAUUCUCCGGUUUUGGAAUGGCAACUUGUAUGUUUGGUCUGGCAGCUUGCACUGUAUACCCGGUAGCUGGAACGGACCUAUACUGGAUCCCGACAUUCCUUCUGGUGGCGUUUAUUUUCUGUGCUACGCUUGGAUUUUUGACACUGCCUUUUGCUAUGAUUGCGGAAAUGUAUCCUACCAAAGUGCGUGGUUUCGUAGCUGGAUUAACCAUUUUUGUGGGAUACACCAUGUCCUUCAUCAUUAUCAAAGUAUAUCCUUCGAUGGUGCACAUUUUGGGUAGCGAGAACGUGUUCCUUUUCUUUGGAAUCAUUUCUGUUAUCGGUAUUGGAUUCGUGUAUUUCUUCUUACCGGAAACCAAGGGACGAACUUUGGACGAAAUUGAGAGCUACUUCCGCGGAAAAAAGACCAACGAUGGUGAGAUAGAACUGAAACAAAGCGUUGAAGUAAAAGUAUGAGAUUAGCCAGAUCGCCACACUUUAACAAUCAAAAAAACAACUGUGAUACAAACCCAGAAUAACACUUACGAUGUAAGCGCGUUUUUGAAAACAAACGGAGAAACAGAAUGCGUAUAGUUUUAAGGUGUUAGACAUUUUUAAACGCGAUCGAGUAGUAUCUGCUUCCGCAGUAGUUUAUGGCGAAUUGUACGUAAUUUCACAUGAGCCCGUAGAAGCCAUUCUAGACUAGAUAGACACGUAGUUAUACGCUCGCUUAAUAUGAUGUGUACACUGCACAGUGCUGCCAUACGAAUCAAUAU
Messenger RNA from Sabethes cyaneus, 2291 nucleotides. Its product is annotated as facilitated trehalose transporter Tret1-2 homolog. Gene Ontology annotation, cellular component: membrane. Lineage: Eukaryota; Metazoa; Arthropoda; Insecta; Diptera; Culicidae. Bases 433 to 1992 code for a protein of 519 amino acids. Gene Ontology annotation, molecular function: transmembrane transporter activity. Gene Ontology annotation, biological process: transmembrane transport. The record is from RefSeq and is a predicted model, not a curated record. The transcript is spliced from 5 exons.